Molecule: messenger RNA, 2554 nt
Organism: Rhipicephalus microplus (southern cattle tick)
Lineage: Eukaryota; Metazoa; Arthropoda; Arachnida; Ixodida; Ixodidae
Product: cystinosin
Biological process (GO): L-cystine transport
Cellular component (GO): lysosomal membrane
Molecular function (GO): L-cystine transmembrane transporter activity
Source: RefSeq, a predicted model, not a curated record
ACCUGGUUGCAUCUAAGGGCGAGGACCUGCUCGCCGACUCUCCAGGGACAUCACGUGAUCGCGCCGGGAUCCGUGACCUGGCUCAACCUGAGUGCGCACAAGGCCGGAUACGCCGUGAUCCACCUCAACGCGUCGCUGCCCGACGUCGAUUCCAGCGACGCCUUUGUGCGCAUCAGCGUCCUCCGUUUGAGCUGGCUCAACGUGCUGAGCGCAGUGUUCGGAUGGCUCUACUUCGUCGCCUGGUCGGUCUCCUUCUACCCGCAGAUCUACCUGAACUGGAAGCGCAAAAGCGUUGUCGGCUUGAGCUUCGACUUCAUCGGCCUCAACCUAACGGGCUUUCUGGCGUACUCCUUCUUUAACCUUGGCGUCUUCUUCAGCCCCGUCGUUCAGAGCGAGUACUACGCGCGGCAUCCCACGGGCGUUCUGCCGGUGGAGGUGAACGACAUUGUCUUCGGCCUGCACGCGUCGCUCGCCACUUUCGUAACGGUGCUGCAGUGCUACUUCUACGAGAGGAAGGACCAGCGCAUGUCCAUGGCUGCCCGGGUACUCCUGGGCAUCGUGUGGAUCGGCGCAGCGCUCUACGGCAUCAUAACGCUCGCCGCGGGGCGCCAUUGGCGCAGCCCCUGGCUCUUCUACCUCUACUACUUCUCCUACUGCAAGCUCGUCAUCACCCUGGUCAAGUACAUCCCGCAGGCAAUUCUCAACUUCAGGAGAAAGUCGACAUUAGGCUGGAGUAUCGGCAACAUACUCCUCGACUUCACUGGCGGAACCCUGAGCAUGCUGCAGAUGUUUAUCAUCGCCUACAAUUACGAUGACUGGUCGUCACUGUUCGGGAACUUCACCAAGUUCGGCCUUGGCGUCAUCAGCAUCUUGUUCGACGUGGUGUUCAUGCUGCAGCACUACGUCCUCUACCCGAACGGAAACUGUGGCCUCAAGAAAGUGCCGCACGACGAUCUUUAACGGAGCAUUCCUGCCAGCCUCACAACCCCGCCCCAUACAUCAUACGCGUAUACGUAUAUGCAUUGCAUCCAUUUCGACAUGCUGCUGCUUCCAUAGAGGAGCAAAAAACGAGGACAGCUACUCGUCUUUUUGAAUUGUUGUACACUUGUUACAUUGGACAAACUGCACGAACAUUUAUCGUCUAUAUAUCUUUGAUGUUUCAUCGCGUAGGCUUUGACGUUAAAACGAAGUUGCGAUACUUGAUUGGCUUUUCAGUUUCCAGUGUGCUAGACGUUGUACUUUCUUGGCUGCUUCAUAACUUGGCUUAUGUGGCACAUGUUUUGGAAGAUAUGCUCCCCAUCUUAUUUCGUGUUUGCGUGAAAAUCUUCUUGAUUUAGGCGAUGCAAGGUACCGACUAAUAAUAUUCGUAACAAUAGCGUCAUCGCGUAUCUCUUUUUACAGCUCUAGCAUUAUCUCCACUCUGAACCGCAGAAAACACUUUUUCACGCUGCCCCCCAUAACACUGCUCUGUAUUUCUCUUUCUCUCUUCUUCAUCCAUGUUUCUCUCGCAAUGCCAGAUAGCUCAAUCUCCAUGAUCAAUUGGUUGUGGACUGCGACAGUGCGAACCACAGUGUCUCAUCGAUGUUCCUUUACCACUCGUGCAUAUUUUCAAUACGUUAUCAAUGCAGUACGUGUAUCGAUCGUGAAUGUGAAGGACGUGAUUCCGGGAGUACUCCAUACGUGUCUCGCCAUCUUACUGAAUUUUUCUAAGCUGCGCCGUACUGAUCACGUGUAAACAUACCGGAGCCCUGCGGACACACACUUUAUCAUAUUACAGCUGUAAGCAUUGACUAGAAGCUUUCGCCUCACUGAUGUUCAAGCGCGGGAACAGAGACGGGCGUGUCCUAUCGACGCGUUUUCGUGUGCAUUCACAGGACGGACUCGUUUACAGCGUACGAAGCCUGCUUUCCAACAAUGCUCAAGUGUUCAGAGUUGGUGCGCUCAACUUGUAGUAUCGCUUACCUAUGUGCUUUACCGAAAGAACCUUUUUCAAUUGUUAUCUUCUUAUUACAGAUGUGGUAACAUUACGAAACAUAAUCAUACCAAAAUGUGGAGAUAAACUAUGUUGGCAACAUUACAGUUGUUUAUACGUACCAUUUUAUAGUUCACUAAAUUUUUUCACCUUGUAUGUUCCGUUCAUAAUCGCGAUAUCAAAUGUUCGCUCUUAAAAAAACAUGUAAUGAAACUUUUUCAUUUGCAAUAUUUCCCACGCUAAGAAAGCCCUUUCCUGCGUGCACGAAAUUUCGCAGAAUAUUUCUAUAGGCGCAGUGUAACUGAACUGUUGAAUUUCUGUGCUACACGUGUUUCCCAAAGAACAUAUGUAUCGUUGUGAAUCAUGCUUCAACGUCGAAUCUGCAUUUGGUCAUGUCAAUGUGGUCUGUUCUUGCCACAAUAUCGCCUCCGCCCCCCCCCUUCCAAAGGAAUGAAAACGUAAUAGAUUUUCGCAGGCAUACGUACUUCAAUGCUUGCCAAGCUAUAUCACUGGCACGCUUCAUAGCGUAUGCUAACGCAAAAAAAAAAGCCGGUGUAAUAAAAUGUUAUGUUGUUGCAAAGA